This is a messenger RNA of Sorghum bicolor (sorghum), 3091 nucleotides long. Its product is annotated as pentatricopeptide repeat-containing protein At1g11290, chloroplastic. The record is from RefSeq and is a predicted model, not a curated record. The coding region runs from base 222 to 2429 and encodes 735 amino acids. Gene Ontology annotation, molecular function: zinc ion binding; RNA binding; protein binding. The transcript has 3 exons. Gene Ontology annotation, biological process: RNA modification. Lineage: Eukaryota; Viridiplantae; Streptophyta; Magnoliopsida; Poales; Poaceae.
AGGUAGAAAGGAGUACUACUCUGAUUUAUCAGACAUUGGUACGUCGACCGUACUGAGAAAGUGAGAAUUGAUCAUACAAUUUUUUUCCCAAGCUCAUAUAUCCCAGUUGGGCCGCAGAUCCCAGAUCAGCUGGGCCCGGAAAUGGGCUGAUUCAGACGACACAAAGUGACAGGCCUCGGCGAGCCGGCCGGCAUGUCGAUGAGCUCCCCAAUCCGAUUCCGAUGCUGUGCUGCUGCGCCACCGCAUCCCUCUCGUCUCCGUCUCCUCCCUCGCAUGCCGCCGACCCCCACGCGCGCCUCAGGGCGGCGGCAGCAUGCUCCGACCUGCCGGGCGCUAUCGCCGCCUUCGCCUCCAUGUCAUCCUCCGCCGCCGCCAACGCGGCCGCGCGCCCCGUCCUCCGCACCUUCACCGCGCUCCUCAAGCUCUGCGCGGCGCGCGCCGACCUCGCCACGGGCCGCGCCGUCCACGCGCAGCUGACCGCGCGGGGGCUCGCCUCCGAGUCCCUCGCCGCCACGGCCCUUGCCAAUAUGUACUUCAAAUGCCGCCGCCCCGUGGACGCGCGCAGGGUGUUCGACCGCAUGCCCGCCAGGGACCGCGUCGCCUGGAACGCACUCGUGGCCGGGUACGCGCGGAACGGGCUCCCCGCGCUCGCGAUGGAGGCGGUCGUCCGGAUGCAGGGGGAGGAGGGCGGGGAGCAGCCCGACUCCAUCACGCUCGUGUCGGUGCUGCCGGCCUGCGCCGACGCCCGGGUGCUCGGCGCUUGCCGAGAGGUCCACGCAUUCGCGCUCCGUGCGGGGCUCGAUGAGCUCGUCAAUGUCUCCACGGCGGUCCUUGAUGCCUACUGCAAGUGUGGUGCGGUUGAGGCGGCGAGGGCGGUCUUCGAUUGGAUGCCUGUCAGGAACUCCGUGUCUUGGAAUGCCAUGAUUGAUGGGUAUGCUGAGAACGGGAACGCCUCGGAGGCUCUGGCUUUGUUCUGGAGGAUGGUCCAGGAGGGUGUGGAUGUGACGGAUGCAGCUGUGUUGGCAGCAUUGCAAGCGUGUAGGGAGCUUGGAUGCCUCGACGAGGCAAGGCGUGUCCAUGAGCUACUUGUGAGGGUUGGCUUGAAGUCCAAUGUGUCGGUGAUGAACGCGCUUAUCACCACGUACUCCAAGUGCAAGAGGGCAGACCUUGCUGCCCAUGCGUUCAAUGAGCUGGGCAUCAAGAAGACACGGAUCUCGUGGAAUGCCAUGAUCCUCGGCUUCACACAGAAUGGAUGCUCCGAGGAUGCUGAGAGGCUCUUCGCUAGAAUGCAGUUGGAAAAUGUGAAACCAGAUUCGUUCACCUUAGUCAGCGUGAUUCCUGCAGUCGCGGAUAUUUCUGACCCGCUGCAGGCAAGAUGGAUCCAUGGGUAUUCUAUCAGGCACCAACUAGACCAGGAUAUCUAUGUCCUGACGGCCCUUAUCGACAUGUACUCCAAAUGUGGCCGUGUUACCAUAGCCAGAAAGCUCUUCGAUUCUGCAAGGGACAGGCAUGUCAUCACCUGGAAUGCAAUGAUCCAUGGUUAUGGUUCGCAUGGUUUUGGCCAGGUUGCAGUUGAGCUAUUUGAAGAGAUGAAGGGCACUGGCAGUUUGCCCAACGAGACAACUUUCCUCUCGGUCCUUGCAGCUUGCAGUCAUGCUGGUUUGGUUGAUGAAGGGCGGAAAUAUUUUGCUAGCAUGAAGGACUAUGGGCUUGAACCUGGAAUGGAGCACUAUGGUACCUUGGUGGAUCUUCUUGGACGAGCUGGGAAGGUAGAUGAAGCUUGGUCUUUCAUCCAAAACAUGCCUAUAGAACCUGGCAUUAGUGUUUACGGUGCAAUGUUAGGUGCUUGCAAGUUGCACAAGAAUGUUGAAUUGGCUGAAGAAUCAGCACAGAAAAUCUUUGAGCUGGGCCCAGAGGAGGGGGUGUACCAUGUCCUCUUGGCAAACAUUUAUGCAAACGCUUCAAUGUGGAAGGAUGUUGCGAGGGUGAGGACUGCUAUGGAGAAGAAAGGACUCCAGAAGACUCCUGGAUGGAGUAUUAUCCAGCUCAAAAAUGAGGUCCAUACCUUCUACUCCGGAAGCACAAAUCACCAGCACACAAAGGAAAUAUAUGCAAGGCUGGCUAAGCUCAUUGAAGAGAUCAAAGCUGUGGGAUAUGUGCCAGACACUGAUUCGAUACAUGAUGUGGAAGAUGAUGUCAAGGCACAGCUGCUUAACACCCACAGUGAGAGGCUUGCCAUUGCAUAUGGGCUCAUUCGAACAGCCCCUGGCACAACAAUUCAGAUAAAGAAGAACCUUCGAGUUUGUAACGACUGUCAUAAUGCAACCAAGUUAAUAUCUCUAGUGACAGGACGGGAAAUAGUCAUGAGAGAUAUUCAACGAUUUCACCAUUUUAAGGAUGGUAAAUGUUCAUGUGGAGACUACUGGUAGUGAAAUACUGAAGGCAGUCUGAACUCUGAAUAUCCAUCUUUGAGAUUAUAUAGGAAAACUUCACUGGAAUAUGAAUACAAGUAUACGAUUGAACUAACAGUCACUCUCACAAACCAUGAAUGCUUCUAUGGAGGAGCUGGCUCGAUGCCCAGGAAUUGGUGAGCAGAAGGUAAAAUGCCUCUAUGAUUCCAUGAGCCAUUCAAACGGGUUUCUGCCUGCCCAAACCUUGUAGUACCGGAUACCCCUAGACCGAGAGAAAGCAAAAGGUCAACCUUCAUCUACAGAUGGCAGUUUGCAAGAUGCGGUAGAGAAGCCAGAUGCGGCAAAGAAGAAGAAAGGUUCUGAUGUAAGGUUGUCCCUUAUUCCUUUGCCAAGUAUUCAGAGAAGAUCCGCAGCCAGGGCCAUGAUGCAGCAAACGAGGCCGGUGAAGGUAUUAGCAGCUCAACCAUGGAAGUUGUCAAGUUGACAGGGCGAGAGACUAGAUUAGUAGCAGUGGGGUUAACGGUACUAGAGAAAUGCUAGUUCGUGCCUUCCUGUUAGGUGUUAGGUGCCUGUUGUUGUUGUACUCGCAGAACAUUUUCCUAUGUAUGUUCCCCUCUUGUAACGUUCACCCUCAGAAGCAUGCAAAAUGUUCUAGCACGUAACAAAUCCUUUUGCCUCCU